AUGGACCAAACUCAAGCAGGCGCUCUUCUUGACCCUCCUGAGCUCACACCGCUCGAACAAGAGGUUCUGGACGAGUACGAACGACUGGCCGACAACAUGAACAAACUGGCCACAAUCCUCGAACAUCUCGCUUCGAACCCCAGCUCAGAGAUCCUUGAUGGUCUUCGCGAACUCGAGCGCAAAACGAGCUUGGCCUUUACGCUACUCAAAGCCAGUGUGUACAGCAUAGUCUUGCAGCAGGAGAUUGAUUGGGGUGAUGGCUCGCAGGCGCAGUAA
Molecule: messenger RNA, 276 nt
Organism: Fusarium coffeatum
Lineage: Eukaryota; Fungi; Ascomycota; Sordariomycetes; Hypocreales; Nectriaceae
Exons: 2
Coding region: 1-276 (91 amino acids)
Biological process (GO): attachment of spindle microtubules to kinetochore
Cellular component (GO): DASH complex; mitotic spindle
Source: RefSeq, a predicted model, not a curated record